UGUCGUCUCAAAAAGUGUCUCAUAAAUAUUUAUCGAUUUUUAAAUUUUAUCUCGUUGCAGAUUCCAUCAUGUCUCUUCAAUCGACUUGCUUCUUGGUAUUUUUCGCGUUAUGCGUCAUGAUGAUGGCUUUCGUGGCAGCUGCGGACGACAACGAGAUGUUCGAAAGUAAGGAAGUUGCUGAAAAACGUCCCUUUUUCGUGGGAAGUCGUUAUGGGCGUUCCUCGAAUCCACAUCGACAAGUUGUUGCGAGAAACGACAAAUUCUUCCUUGGAUCCCGUUAUGGCAAACGAUCACCCGCAAAUGACGAUGGCUUUCCCGCAAUUCGAAUACAGACUCCGGAAGUUACUUGUUUGUACACUGGCGUACUGAAUCUCUACAAAUGCUUCGGAAAUGUCCAAGAAGCGUCAGAAGAGUAAAAAAUGCAACCAGCAAGUCAUUCUCGUGUAUCAUUUCGUUUAACUUUUGUAUAAAAAUGGCCUUAAGUAUUAUGGAAGAGCUCCAUUUAAUUUAAUUUCCUUCGAUGUGGUUUCAAAAGUCAUGCAUUGCGAUUAAUUUAAAACGUUUUCAGGCACAAAAAAUGUUUGAAAAAUGGGCUGGAAAAUUUCGAAUGCAGGAUUUUUGCCACUUUUUUCAUAUUUAACGAAUAAUUUUGCAUUACUUUUAUUGUAAAUAUGAUCAAGACGUUAAACAUGAAUCAAAAAAAUGAAGAGAAGAUCUUCUCUAAAUAACGACAAUUUUAACAUUAAUAAAAAUUAUAAAAAGAAAAUAAUUGUUAAUGUUUUAUGAAUGUAAAAAAAAAUCUAAAAAAUUAAAAAAUAUUUAA
This is a messenger RNA of Culicoides brevitarsis, 823 nucleotides long. RefSeq names its product RYamide neuropeptides. The record is from RefSeq and is a predicted model, not a curated record. The transcript is spliced from 2 exons. The coding region runs from base 69 to 416 and encodes 115 amino acids. NCBI's taxonomy places the organism in Eukaryota, Metazoa, Arthropoda, Insecta, Diptera, Ceratopogonidae.